AUGAAGCUGAAUAGUGUCACGGAGCAGCUCGUGUCUGAUCUCGUUGACGUUGCUGUCGUUUGUCGCAGGAAGUCGUGUAAAUUCUCCCACGACAUUUACUCUGAUCACAACUACGGAUUACUGAGAGAGUGCACGCUGCACGAGCUCAACGAAGACCAGCUGUUCCUGCUGCUGCUGCAGAACGACCCUGCUCUCCUGCCAGAGGUGUGUCAGCACUAUAACAAAGGCUCCGGUCCUCACGGCGGCUGCACCUUCCAGGAGAACUGCACCAAAGUUCACUUGUGUCAGCACUUUGUUCAGGGCGACUGCAUGUUCGGACUUAAGUGUAACCGGCAGCACGCCAUCGAGCAACAUAGCCGCCGCUUGCUUCUGAAGAAAGGACUGAGAGAGGACAUCAUCCAGGAGCUGCCCUUCAUCUACAGGAACAUCCACCAGCUGACGGCUGCUGCCGCCUCCACAGAGAAAGAUUCUUUUUGUAAACCUGCCGAUCAGAGCGACAACAGCAACGAUAUCUGUCUGCACUUCAUCAGAAACAGCUGCAAGUUCCACAAUGAGUGCCGCCGUGUUCACUUCUGCCUGCCCUACAAGUGGGAGGUGUUUGAUGGUGUCACCUGGACAGACCUGCAGAACAUGGAGGACAUUGAGAAAGAUUUCUGUGACCCCUCUAAGACAAAGAGCUGUGGCGAUCGGCCCGUUGACUUCCUGACCAUGAGUCAGGCGUCGCACCCCGUUCGCCGCCUCUCCACGGUUUCCUCAGUUACGAAGCCGCCCCAUUACAUCCUGACCACUCAGUGGCUGUGGUACUACAAGGGGGACCACGGGAACUGGGUGGAGUACGGACAGCCGCUCCGGUGA
This is a messenger RNA of Micropterus salmoides (largemouth bass), 855 nucleotides long. RefSeq names its product protein mono-ADP-ribosyltransferase PARP12-like. NCBI's taxonomy places the organism in Eukaryota, Metazoa, Chordata, Actinopteri, Centrarchiformes, Centrarchidae. The coding region runs from base 1 to 855 and encodes 284 amino acids. Gene Ontology annotation, molecular function: metal ion binding. The record is from RefSeq and is a predicted model, not a curated record. The transcript has 7 exons.